Molecule: messenger RNA, 1498 nt
Organism: Jatropha curcas
Lineage: Eukaryota; Viridiplantae; Streptophyta; Magnoliopsida; Malpighiales; Euphorbiaceae
Source: RefSeq, a predicted model, not a curated record
AAUAUAAUAAAACAUAGAAGUAAGCAAAAUAUGUCUGCUCAAGUUUCAGCAGUUCCUACAUCUGAAGUUAGACGAUCUUCUGCUAAUUAUCAUCCAAAAAUUUGGGAGGAUCAUUUCUUCACACGUCAUGAUUCAGACUCCGAGAAAAUUGGCAUUAUUUCAAGUGAAGAACAAUUUGAAGGACUAAGAGAAGAAGUGAGGAGAUUGUUAAGUGAGGGUAGCCCAAAUUUGGCUUUGAUUGAUGCAGUCCUACGCUUAGGCAUUGGUUAUCAUUUUACUAGUGAGAUAGAAAGGGCAUUGGAAAAACUUCAUCAUCAUCACUGCGUUACUGACAGCAAUGAUCUUUGCACCGUUGCUCUUCAAUUUCGUUUGCUUAGACAGCACGGCAUUAAGGUUUCAUGUGAUAUCUUUGAAAAAUUUAAAGAUGGUGAAGGAAAGUUCAAAGAAUCCUUAACUCAUGAUGUAAUGGGUAUGCUUAGUUUAUACGAGGCAGCACAUCUUGGCAUUCAAGGGGAAGAUAUCUUAGAUGAAGCCAUAGAUUUCACCACCACAAACCUCCAAUUACUAUUACCUCAAUUAAGUUCUGACCUCGCAAAUGAAGUUAGCCAUGCCCUCAAUCGACCCAUCCGCAAAUGUUUGCCAAGGUUAGAGGCAAGGCAUUAUAUUGAAGUCUAUAAACGGGAGAAAUCACACAAUAGUACAUUACUAAAGUUUGCGAAGUUAGAUUUCAACAGGUUACAACAACUACAUCAGAAGGAACUACCGAACUUGUGAUUCAGGUGGUGGAAAAACUUGGACGUACCAACAAAGCUGCCUUAUGUAAGAGAUAGAGUGGUGGAGUGCUACUUUUGGAUCAUGGGAAUUUAUUUUGAACCCAAACAUUCAUUUGGAAGAAGGAUGAUGACAAGAGUCAUAGCCACUUUAUCGCUACUCGAUGAUACUUUUGACAACUAUGGUACAUGUGCAGAACUAGAGAUCCUUACCGAAGCCAUCCAGAGGUGGAAUAUUAAGGAAAAGGAUACACUUCCAGAGUACAUGAAAAUUAUUUUUAAUACAGUAAUAGAUGUCUAUAAUGAAAUCGAAGAAUUUGUUACUAAAGAAGGGAGAUUAUAUUGCUUGCAUUAUUUGAAAGAAGCACUUAAAAGAGUUGUCCGAUCUUAUUUAGCUGAAGCCAAAUGGCGCGACAAUGGGUAUGUUCCAACAAUGGAGGAAUAUAUGGACCUUUCAUUAAUAACUACUUGUUAUCCAUUGCUCGCAACAACUUCCUUAUUCGGAAUGGGUGAAAUAGCUAACAAAUAUGCGUUUGAAUGGGUAUCUAAUGAUCCUAAGAUUGUUCGAGCUUCGGCUACUGUUUGCAGACUUAUGGACGAUAUAACAUCACUUAUAACAUCUCAUACGCGUGCAAUGGAUGUUAUAUACAAAGAUGAAGAUGGAUACACUAAUUCUCAUGUUAUAAAAGAUUAUGUUGCUUCCCUGCUUAAAGAUCCAGCAGUUUGAG